This is a messenger RNA of Cooperia oncophora, 333 nucleotides long. NCBI's taxonomy places the organism in Eukaryota, Metazoa, Nematoda, Chromadorea, Rhabditida, Trichostrongylidae. The record is from the annotation of a GenBank genome assembly.
AUGGCUGCCCAUCUCAACUUGAAGCACGAUUUGGAUAUGCUCGCUCGUAAUGGAAAAGUUGCAGUUGUGGGAAGCCGCGGUGAAACCAAAAUUGAUCCGAGGGCACUCAUGGGCAGAGAGACUUCUGUAUUCGGGUUAUCGUUAGCGAGCUCCACAUCGUCUGAUUGGAAAGAAUCAUCGUCGCACAUUUACAAACUUCUGAGUUCUACUCGCUAUCGACCGGUCAUUGAACAUGUCUAUCCAUUGGAGGACAUCUCUACAGCUCACAAGGAUGUCAUGGCUGCCAGGGGAUCACGGGGGAAACUCAUACUGUCUAUUAAUGACAAUUUGUGA